Antechinus flavipes (yellow-footed antechinus) is the source of this 2786-nucleotide messenger RNA. RefSeq names its product solute carrier family 43 member 1 (gene SLC43A1). Gene Ontology annotation, molecular function: neutral L-amino acid transmembrane transporter activity; L-amino acid transmembrane transporter activity. The transcript has 15 exons. Lineage: Eukaryota; Metazoa; Chordata; Mammalia; Dasyuromorphia; Dasyuridae. Bases 495 to 2204 code for a protein of 569 amino acids. Gene Ontology annotation, biological process: transmembrane transport; neutral amino acid transport. The record is from RefSeq and is a predicted model, not a curated record.
UAGAUUGAAACUCCUUUCUGGGGUGUGCUCUGGGUGAACGAUUUGGAACUACAGAGAUCACGUGUCGGUGAAAGUGAACUAAGGGCGGAGAAGCCUCUGAAUAAUGAGCUCCUGGCCUCUGGGGCAGGCUGGGAGGGGUGUGUGUACCCACUAGCAAUUCUCUGAGGUCCGAUUGGUCAAAUGGGGAGGAUUGGGGCCGGUCCGGCUCCCUGACAUCAUUGUCAGAGGUGGGCUUAGCGCUCCCCGUCCGCGUGCUGCCUACUUCUCAGCCCGGCGUGGACGGGAUCUUGGGGUCCCUUUAAAGGUGGGAAGGGGAGCUGCUCGGCCGGACUCUCUCACUGAGGGAGGGACAGCCCGGCUGGGGAACUGAGGCAGAGCGCAGGCAGAGUGACAGGGGGCGUUGCAGGCGAGCCCCCAACGGUGAGACGGCGCGAGUGAAAGCCGAGCCUAGAAGCCAGCAUGGCUCCGACGCUAGCCCAGGCCUACCAGCGGCGAUGGUGGAUGGCCUGCACGGCCUUGGUGGAGAACCUGUUCUUCUCCGCCGUCCUUUUUGGCUGGGGCUCCCUGCUCAUCAUGCUGCAGAAGGAAGGCUUCUACUCCCAACUUUGUCCAGUGCCAAACAUUGCUUGUCAGUGUUUCUUGAAGUCUUUGAAUGGCUCUUCUUGUCCUUCCCAGAGAAGAACAGCACCAACAGUAGUGAGCUCCAGCUUCUGACUGAGCUGGAGUGGCCCACCUGUGAAAAGCAGGAGGAAAUGUUGAACUUGGGCUUCACCAUCGGCUCCUUUGUUCUGAGUGCUACCACCCUGCCCCUGGGCAUCCUCAUGGACCGUUUCGGGCCCCGCCCCCUUCGCCUGGUUGGCAGCUCCAGUUUCGCAGCUUCCUGUGCGCUGAUGGCUCUGGCCGCUCAGAAUCGCUUAGUUUUGUCCCCACUCAUCUUUCUGGCCUUGUCUCUGAAUGGCUUCGGUGGCAUCUGUCUGACCUUCACUUCGCUCACUCUGCCCAAUAUGUUUGGAAACCUCCGAUCCACCAUCAUGUCCCUGAUGAUCGGCUCUUACGCUUCAUCUGCCAUCACGUUCCCUGCAAUCAAGCUGAUCUAUGAUGCCGGCGUGUCCUUCGUAGUCAUCAUGUUCACCUGGUCUGCCCUGGCCUGUCUUAUUUUCAUCAAUUGUAUCCUCAACUGGCCCAGUGAAACCUUCCCUGCUCCAGAGGAGGCCAGUUACAUGAAAAAGAUCAAGGUAAAUGGACUGGCCUUGGACCACAAAGUAACUGGCGAUCGCUCUUUUGUCCACGUCACUACUACAAGUCAGCAGCUGAACGAGAAGACCCCAAAUGUAGAGGAAGAAAGGGAGUUUGAUUCGCUCUCUCAAGAGGUGGGAAACACCUUGGCUGCUGUUCCCGAGAAAUCUGUCCCCUUUCGGAAAAGCCUCUUUUCCCCCAUAUUCCUAUGGAGUCUUCUUACCAUGGGGAUGACCCAGCUUCGGGUGAUUUUCUACAUGGCUGCCAUGAACAAGAUGCUGGAGUUCUUAAUAACUGGUGGCCAGAAACUAGAAACAGAGAAGGAGAUAAGUUAUAUGAAGGAGCAAGUGGGGUUCUACACCUCCGUCUUUGGGGCCAUGCAGCUGCUCUGCCUCCUCACCUGCCCUUUAAUUGGCUACAUCAUGGACUGGCGAAUCAAGGAGUGUGUGGAUGAUCCCAGUGAGACCGGCGCCCCGGAAGAGGCCAGGGAUGGUAUUGCUAAGAAGGGGACCAGAAUUCGGUACAGAAAGAUCCAGAAACUCACCAAUGCUAUCUACGCCUUUCUUUUGACCAACACUCUGCUGGUAGUCUUUGGGAUCACCUGCCUCAUUCACAGCUUACACCUGCAGCUCUUAACCUUCAUUCUACACACAGUGAUUCGAGGCUUCUUCCACUCUGCCUGUGGGGGGCUCUAUGCUGCUGUGUUUCCUUCUAAUCACUUUGGGACCCUGACUGGCCUGCAGUCCACCAUCAGUGCCAUAGUUGCUCUUUUGCAACAGCCUCUUUUCAUAGUGGUGGUGGGACCUCUCCAUGGAGACUCUUUCUGGGUGAAUCUGGGUCUGCUCUUCUUCUCCCUAUUGGGAUAUCUGCUACCUUCCUACCUCUUCUUCUAUCGAGCAAAGUUACAGAAAAAGUUGUCCUCCUCCAAAGCUCCAGAGUUGUGCAAUUUGCAGGAAACAGUUGCCUAGUUGGGGGGGGAAGAGUGCCCCCACUCGGCAUACCCAGGGAGAGCAGGAGAAGUCACCCCAGCUUGGAGUGUCUACCUGCAACAUAUGCACAUAGCCACGGGACAUGGAUUUAUAAAUACAUGAGUUCUAUUUUUGUAGGAACUUGCAAAAAGUCAAAACCAAAAAACCCCACAAGAACCCCAACCCCCAAAACAAACCACCCCAUAACAACCAUCCAAAGAAAAAAGAACACAAAGAAACGCUCCAUUGAUGAAGACUGGGUAUGGGCUCCAUUGGCAGAUCCAGAGUAGAAAGACUUGCCUUUUUCUCUUGAAAACACAAGACUGCCUAAGGCCAGGACUACCCAUUGCUCUUUGUGGGUAGAGGUGCCAGCCUAGUGACAGACAUUUCUGGAGAAGACACCCGUGGGGAGCCCUCCCACCCCCCACAGGGACUGUGGGAUUGGACCCAGGAUGGGUAUCUGGGCCAGAGCUAGAAGGGAAGCCUGACUUUGAGGGUGGGAGGGCAGGUUCCCUCCUUGUUGCUAUUGCUGUGGCUGCUGCCAUGGUAGUUGCCACAGUGGAAAUAAAAAGGGAAGCGAGA